This is a messenger RNA of Vitrella brassicaformis, 1930 nucleotides long. NCBI's taxonomy places the organism in Eukaryota, Vitrellaceae. The record is from the annotation of a GenBank genome assembly.
AGCGUCGUUACGAGGGCAAUGGACAGUGACAGCCUGACUGAGCAUGCGAUUCUUUCGCACUUUCAAGUGCCGACCGCCACCCUCUGCGAGAGCAUCCAGCCGCUGCAGCAAGAGAUCACCGCCACACGCGAGAGCAUCAACCAGCUGAAGCAGAAACACGGCAUUGCUGAGGGAUCGGCGGCCUCGUCUGUCGACGUGCUGCUGCUGAAUGUGGGCGGCAGUGAGAUGAGCGUCAAACGCAAGCACAUGACGGAGGGAGAGGGCGUCGAGGGCACUCUGCUGGCCGUGCUCUUCUCUGGCAAGCUCGACAACCGAUUCAUCAAAGACGACAAGCAGCGUGUCUUCCUUGAUGUGGACGCGGAGGCCUUCAGGAUUGUCCACAAGACCAUCUUGGGGCGAGUACCAUCCAGCAGGCGACACGCGAGGGCGAGCGGGAUGGGUUCUCGAACUCUCAUCUGCUCACCGGGGCGGAGAGGCGUCAACACAAAGGCAAACAGAUGUGUUGACGCCUCUCAUACACACGUGGCUUGCGUGUACACCCCUUCCCGAUCUGUUUGUAGGUUUGAACGAUUUUUGAAUCAAGAAGUUGCUGUCGCCUGUCCAAGAAGGGCAACUUGCCAGGAAGGGCUACCGCCCGCAGCCGGCGGUCGGGCGGCCGCCAUCAGUGACGGCGGGGGGCAUCCCCACCACGGCCAGCGGACUCGUCACGGCCCUCAAUGACGUGCUCAAGGCCUACCACGACAAGAAGAGCAAGCUCGAGGGAGAGCUCCGCGCAGAGAAGAUCCGAUAUGAGCAACACGAGGCAGAAAUACAGGUGAGUGACAGGCAGCCCACGAGCUUCAUCUGGAUGUCGUCUGUUUUAGCAGGCCGCUAGCUCCUUCCUGGCACCCAUGGAUGGCAGUGACCUCAUCCGCUCUGUCGAUGUCUGCGGAGAAGUCAUCUCGACGUGUCAAUCAACUAUCGACUCCAUCCCGGAGGAGAUGGCCCUCAAAAGACGCAACACGGAAUCACUGUGAGCAAACGCAGCACAAUGGCGAUAUGCACUUAGGCGCUUCACAUGUGUGUGCCCAUUGUUCAGGUGGGGCAGCUCAGUGCACGAAGGCGUGCACGUCCCGCCCGACCACAUGAGCCGACUCAUCGACCACCACCGCCGCAAACGGCAUGGCGCGUCCGACGAUGAGGCGCGUGUGCCGCUGCAGCUGACCGACCCGCGGGCGCAGAGGGCAUUCGAUGUCAACGCGGCCAUGUACGGCAUCGUCAGGAAUGACACCCCAGCGGCACUCCAGGCACAGCAGCCCAGGUACACACAUGAGAAGCAGCACUGGAAGGCCGGCCUUGCAAUUUGUCGUCUCUGUCGCUGUAUAGUAAUGAUGGCUUCAUCCUGAUGCUGCCAACUGGUGUGCGCUACCGCACCGUCACGGCGGGCACCGGCAGAACACCGCGUGUCGACUCGACGGUGAGGUACGACUUGGCGGCCGAGACGUAUUCUACGAUUACCGUGGGGAGGUGGGGAGUAUGUGUGAGGUAUCCAGGUGGGUGCGUGGGGCGUCGCUGUCGUUGCGUGUGGGGGAAAUCAGGCACAUCAUACUCCCUCAUGCAGUCGAGGGCGCCAAGUACAUUCAAUUGCAGCUGAUCAGCAUUUUAUAGGAUAUCUGUCUGUCGAGGAGGGAAUGUGUUUUGUGUUUGUUUGGUUUUGGUUUUUGUUUUGUUUGGCACAUACAAGAUUGGUGUUGGCUCUAGCCUGUCGAUUCAUCGCAGAACGUCACUCUGUGUAUGAGAUGUGCUUGGGCUGUAUGUGGGAGGCAGCACAGAGAUGCAGCCAACGUACGACACGCCUUUUUGUACGGUGAAUAGUAUUGCACACGAUGGAUGGCUGGUGUUGGUGAAUUGAUGGAUGGAUGGAUGGUUGGGUGUGCACGCAAACAAACCC